Messenger RNA from Lithohypha guttulata, 636 nucleotides. RefSeq lists its product as uncharacterized. Bases 1 to 636 code for a protein of 211 amino acids. The transcript has a single exon. The record is from RefSeq and is a predicted model, not a curated record. Lineage: Eukaryota; Fungi; Ascomycota; Eurotiomycetes; Chaetothyriales; Trichomeriaceae.
AUGCCACCAACUCCCACUCCUUACCAGGGCUACCAACCUCAUUUCCAACCUAUGAUGUACAACGGCCCGCAGUUCGCGACAUUUGACGCAGGCAAUAAGAGAAGCGCACCUAUACACGAAGAUUCGUUACCCGCCAUGCCGAGCUGGGAUAACGCACAAACGCGCAGGGUACAAGAUACUCCAUCACAGCCUAGAGGUUCGGAGGUGGAGAUGGAGCAUAUGUUACCCCAGUCGCCAAUUCGUGAAUACCACAAUUCAGAUCUAGGAACUCAAAGACCAAACCGGCCAGAAGGGCCGAACAACAACUACUACAACAACGAGCCACUUUCUCCCGCACCAACAUAUGCAACCACUGCUCCUAUGGCUGGUGCUUUCUCAAAUCAACAGCAUGAUCGAUUCUCCCCAAGACUACAGCACCACGACAAUCCUUUCGACACGGGAAUACCCUCGAAUAAUGCGCCCUAUCCGUCCUCGCGCGAGAGCGUGCAGUUCGCCGCUCAACGGAGCAUGUCGCCUCACAUGGCGCCAUACAAUCCAUAUAAUUCACCUUCUUACGACCAACCACAAGCUGGCAGACCGCCUACUUUGCUGCAGGUUGGUAGGAAACCUGUAGCUGGUUCUUACAGGGAAGUCUGA